UCUUAUCCACAUGAGGCGGAGUGGGGUUCAGAUCGUCCUCAAGCUGGAACUCACCGCAUCAUUUACAAUUCACCAGCCUCUUCACGGAAUCAUCCAUCGUCCCGUCGUCCCUUACAAUGGAAACCUCGGCCCCGGAAUCUACCGCGCCACAAUCUUUCCUCAGCUCCCCCUCCACCUCGAACGGCAACUCCGACGAUCUGACGUCGACAAGGGACAAAGUGGUUGUGUUUUGUGCAUCCGCAGUCCUCUCUACUGCCGAGUCGGUCUUCUCAUGGGCCGCUGGGCGCACAAGCAACCGCUCUGAUGGCCGGCCAAGAAGUAAUGACAACGUCACCCUGGUACUCGUUGGAGGCGUGGGGCACUCGACGACGCUGCUCCAUGAUGCAGUCAAGAAGCAUCCUGUGUUUAACACUAUCGCCGACGAGGUUGAUGGGAAGCCAGAAGCUAGAGUUUUGCAAGCGAUUGCUGAGCGAUUUUACAAUCUUUCCAUCUACAAUGGCCAGCUAGGUCCAGGAUCUGAUAGGGUUGCGAAUGACGGGCAAGGCGGAUUGCUCAUCCUUGUCGAAGAUCAAUCUACAAACUGCGGAGCCAAUGCGUCCGAGACUCGAAGGGUUCUCGAAAGACACGGCAUCAAAUCGCCGCACUCAAUUGUGGUUGUCCAGGAUCCGACAAUGUGUCGGAGAACCGUUGCCUGUUUCGAGCACACGUACUGGGAUAUCUCUCAUGGCACCCUUCAAAUCUUGAGCUGGCCGACCCUUGUUCCGGAGGUGUGCGUCAAAGAGACCUUGCAGAAUGAGCUUGCACCAUCACUUUCAUCCCUCGCCUACAUAAACCAGGGACAAAUACUCACUGAGGAAGAUGGGAUGUGGUCAAUGGACCGGUUUUUGGAUCUUCUAAUGGGAGAGAUUCCGAGGCUGAGGGAUGAUGCAAAUGGGUAUGGGCCAAACGGCCGAGGGUUUAUUGGCCAUGUGGAAAUCCCGCCUACUGUUGAGACGGCUUGGGAAAUGGUGGAGAGCUUCUUGCGAGAUAAUAAAGGGGAGAACGUAUCCCAGCGACAGCAAGUGGGAGCUUGAUAGAUGGCGUCACGAGUAGAAGGAAACGGAACGGCAGCAGCAGGUUCUUUCAAUAGGUUUAUUGUUUACGAAUAUGUGGCAGCUCACAGUUAGAGUGCAUAUAGAACCAUACUCAAGCCAAAUCACUGAGAAGGAAGUGAAAUUUCACAAUCUUCUAAAAAUAAUUAAUAAAUAUACU
This is a messenger RNA of Ilyonectria robusta, 1251 nucleotides long. RefSeq lists its product as uncharacterized. Gene Ontology annotation, cellular component: plasma membrane. Bases 117 to 1073 code for a protein of 318 amino acids. Lineage: Eukaryota; Fungi; Ascomycota; Sordariomycetes; Hypocreales; Nectriaceae. The transcript is spliced from 2 exons. The record is from RefSeq and is a predicted model, not a curated record.